Messenger RNA from Lachancea nothofagi CBS 11611, 2595 nucleotides. The record is from the annotation of a GenBank genome assembly. NCBI's taxonomy places the organism in Eukaryota, Fungi, Ascomycota, Saccharomycetes, Saccharomycetales, Saccharomycetaceae.
AUGAACGAUCGAAUAGGGAGUUCGACAAUUCCAGAUGGCGAUGAGUUGGCGAAGUCCUUAAAAACGCUAGCCAAAGGCCUUUCACUACAGUCGGCCGACUACAAUGCAAUAUCACAGAAGAUUAUGAGCGCUCUGCCGCCUUGCGUGAAACCCUCGGAUCUAGUGAAAUUUACUGGAGAAGUUCUGGUAGCCAUGACUACGAAACACCCCGAUUUUGCCAAUCUAGCUGCAAGGUGGGAAAUAUCCAAUCUACAUGAAAGACUCAAGGGUCUGACAUUCACCCAAAAUCUAUCUGUUAUCCGAAAUUUUAGAUCGCUGGAUGUAGCCACCCAACCUACCAAAAGGCGUAAAACAGAGGCGCCGCUCAGCUCGAAAAAACUGAUAUCUGACGAAUUUUACGAACUCGCUUUGAAGCAUAGUGAAGUCCUGGAUACAGCCAUUGCGUUUGAACGAGAUUUUGAUUUUUCUUACUUUGCCUGGAAAACAAUGUGCAAAUCUUAUCUCAUAAAGCGAGACAACAAGGAAAUCCACGAAACUCCACAGUUUUUAUUUAUGAGGGUAGCACUUGCUAUUCAUGGUCCACGGGAUGAUAUAGAAGGUGUUCUGCAAACAUACGAUUUAAUGUCGCGCAAGUAUUUUAUCCACGCAUCCCCUACUCUCUUUAACGCGGGGACGGUAAAUCAAUAUUUAUCUUCAUGCUUUCUGGUGGGAAUGAUCGAGGAUUCGAUUGAUGGUAUUUAUCGCACAUUGCACAAAACAGCAAUGAUUUCAAAAGCCUCGGGCGGAGUUGGUAUUCAUGUGUCCAACGUCAGAGGAUCUGGAUCUUAUAUAUCGGGUUCUAACGGUACAUCUAAUGGUCUUGUACCUAUGCUGCGUGUCUUUAACAAUACUGCAAGGUAUGUCGACCAAGGUGGUAAUAAGAGACCUGGGGCUUUUUGCAUUUAUCUAGAGCCGUGGCAUUCAGACGUUUUUGAUUUUUUACAGCUGCGUAAAAAUCAGGGCAAAGAAGAGCUCAGAGCUCGCGAUCUCUUCUGUGCGCUUUGGAUUCCAGACCUCUUCAUGAAACGUGUACAAGAGAAUGGAAACUGGAGUCUUUUUUCACCAGACGAAGCACCAGGUUUGCAGGAUUGUUUUGGCCGACAAUUUGAUGAUUUAUACGAACAUUAUGAACAAACUCAAACUCCCGCUAAAACUGUGCUUGCACAGAGUUUAUGGAGUGAGAUCUUACAAAGUCAGGUUGAAACGGGAGGGCCAUUUAUGCUUUAUAAAGACGCUUGCAAUAAAAAGUCAAAUCAACAAAACCUGGGGACAAUAAAAUCUUCGAACCUAUGUUGCGAAAUUGUGCAGUAUAGUUCACCGGAAGAGACCGCUGUUUGUAACUUAGCUUCUGUCGGGUUACCAUCAUUUGUGAAGGUCGAAGAUUCUAUUGCAAUAUUUGACUUCGAAAAGCUGCACCAAGUUGUGAAAAUAAUGACCACUAAUCUGGACAUAGUGAUUGACAUUUGCGACUACCCUGUAAAGGAUGCUGAAUACAGCAAUAAGAGAAACAGGCCUCUAGCGAUUGGCGUACAAGGGAUGGCUGACGUCUUCUACAUGCUUAGGAUUCCCUUCCAGUCCGAAAGUGCUCGGAUUCUUAACCGCCAAAUUUUCGAAACCAUGUACCAUGCUGCUGUCGAAAUGUCAAUUGAGCUAUCAAAAAAGUACGGACCUUACCUCAGCUUUAAGGGGUCCCCCAUAUCGCGCGGAAAAUUCCAAUUUGAUCUAUGGGGGCUCGAUGAUAACAGUUAUCAAUUUCUGUACACUGACUGGGAUCAUUUAAGAAACGAGGUUCAAACGCACGGUAUGAGGAACUCAUUGCUAAUUGGUCCUAUGCCCACGGCGUCUACAUCACAAAUUCUAGGAUUUGUAGAAUCUUUUGAACCGCUAACAUCUAACAUAUAUGUUAGGAGAGUGCUGAGUGGUGAAUUCACGGUUGUCAAUAAAUAUAUGAUUGACGACUUUUACCGUCUGGGUAUUUGGGAUGAGAAGCUGAAAAAUCGCAUAAUUGCAAAUGACGGGUCUAUUCAAGACAUAGAAGGGAUUCCAACUGAUAUGAAAGAACUUUACAAAACGGUUUGGGAGAUUCCACAACGAGUGCUGAUUGAUUUGGCAGCUGAUCGCGGCCCUUUUAUCGACCAGUCUCAAAGUCUCAAUUUGUAUCUAAAAGAGCCGACCAUGGGAAAGCUCACCAGCAUGCAUUUCUACGCAUGGAAAAAAGGCUUGAAGACCGGCAUGUACUAUUUGAGGACGCAAGCUGCGUCGCGCGCUAUCAAGUUUUCCAUCAACGCUGAGAACACCUUGAAUGGACCUGUGAGUAUACCAGAGGGAGCAAAAAUACCACAGGUCACUAUAAAAGGUAACUAUCUCCAAGUUUGCGAUCCGCAAAUUGAACUCAAAAGCCCCGAGCCCGGGCCCGUGCUGCAAACACCAGGCUCACGCACUAGACGAGAGAGCUUCGCUGGUCGAGGCGACGUGUUUGGAAUUCACGAUUCCACCCCUAUCGCGUGCACAACGACCGAAAAUCCUGGUGCCAGUUGCGAGAGCUGUUCUGGUUGA